AUGACCGAAGUGACGGUGUCUCGCCGCGACUCAGCGGCGUCCGCGCCGUCGUCCCCCAACGAAUUUCUGCAAAGCUUAUUGGCCGAGGAGAAUCCGUCAGUGUCAGCCCCGCUGCUACCCGACGGCCCCGAUGCCAAUAAACUCGCGACUGCUGAAGAUGCGCGAGCGAGCCGCGAAGAUGAGACGGAGGAUAAUGUGACACCCGAGCUGUUGACGUCCUAUCGCGCCACGAUGCUACUGACGAACGACGACACGGCAGACGCGCUGCUCACGUUCCUCGGGGACAAGAGCAAGUUGCUGACACGCUGUCUGUUCCAAGCUUUUCAAAGCGACGCCCAGGGCAACUUACGUCACGCAUGCCGGGUCAUCGACCACCUCCUGCGCUUCUAUCUAAACGACGUGUACGACGUGCUCGGUAAAGAUGCCGAAACUGUGCAGAGGUACAUGGGUGCCAUGAUUCCAUACCUGGAGCAUGCGCCUGUGGCCGAGCUGUUCCUGACGCUGGUGUGCAAGCCACAUAGUGCGGCAGUCAUGCGGUUCUAUGCCUCUACACCACCGAAAAAGUGGGCGUUCUUCCGUGCACUGGCAGAGUGGAAGAUGUUGCUUAUGCUGGCCAACCACGUGUGUAGUACUGAGUAUGGCGAGACGCAUACUAUUGGAGCUGCCGACGUGUUCAUAGAGCUACUGGACCGCCUUGCAGCGGAUGAAAACGGACAGUUAUUGCUGCAACCAGCCGCGUACUGCCCGGAGCUGCUUGAAGGACUAAUCCGUGCUGCCGUGGAGCCUGAAGAGAACAAGAGUUUAACCCCGCAAAGAACUGUUGGCCAACGUACUGCCGCGAUGAAGUGCGUCUUCAGGCUGCUGCAGAAGAGUACACUGGAGAAGGUACAGGGUCCACCCACAAGUCCGUACCAGUCGUUCGGUGCUACGAUCGUGAACCUUGUGCCCAAUCAGCUAGGUCCUCUGCGUCAGAAGAUCUACGAACUGGUGGAACAGCAUCUUGGAGAGAUUUUGAAAUACCUUAUUCAAAAAUACGUGAGUCAGCAGAACAUUGAAAUGCCCGACGAAGAGUCUGGAAAGCCGCUACCCGAGACUGCAGUCCGACACACUGCGUACGUGGUGAAGGUUCCUUUCACGGAAUUACGACUGACUCUGGUCGAGGCUCUUGUAGAGAUUAUGGCGCACAACCCGAGUCUCAUGAGCGAACAUUUCGAUGCGAACGUAUGGCGUGUGCUGGUCACGUGGUUCUUUGAGUAUUCGCACAACAAUCUGUAUCAUGCUGCUUUUUAUCAGCUCGUGUUUAUUGCACUACGCACGGACAACCAGCAGGCAUUAGAGGUGCUUGUAAAAAAGCUCAAGCUGGUCACACUGUUAGUGGAGCACUACCGUGCCGAUGGCGAAUCUACAAGCAAUAAGGGAUACAUUCUGCAGAUUUGCAAUGCUAUUCGUCUGCAGGCAGCUUCUCAGUCACCUGAGGCGUUUUUGCGCAACUUCUUGCAGUCACACACGACAUGGCGUGGAUUUGAGCAGGAACUGCGUGACCAUACCAAUCUGCUUUGCGUGAACGGCUUGGGUUUUACGGUGCCCCAAGCCAUCCGACCGGGUUAUCAGAAGGACACUUGGCAGAUGCUGACCGAAGAGGAGGCAGGUAUCGACCAUGGCUCGGAGUUUGCACGUUCUUUAGGUUUCGUGGACGACGUCGCAUGGCCGGAAGAUGACGCGCCUGAGGGCAACAAGAAGCGCAAGAAGAAGAAGAAAAGUAAGCGGAAUACGCACCAUCCGAAUGGCAACGCUAAUGAAAGCACCGACGAUGAGUUUACUGCUAAACCUGAGGACGCUGCCGCUGCAGCAUUGAUCGCAGCUGAGGAAGCGAAUGGAUCAAUAGGGAAGAGCAACGGAGCAAGUACACCCAAGAAGAAGAAGAAAAACAAAAAGAAACAGAACAAGAAAUAG
Messenger RNA from Phytophthora infestans T30-4, 1953 nucleotides. RefSeq lists its product as uncharacterized. The coding region runs from base 1 to 1953 and encodes 650 amino acids. Gene Ontology annotation, molecular function: protein phosphatase regulator activity; protein phosphatase binding. Lineage: Eukaryota; Oomycota; Peronosporomycetes; Peronosporales; Peronosporaceae. The transcript is spliced from 2 exons. The record is from RefSeq and is a predicted model, not a curated record.